UUUCUUAUUGAGCUGAUUAUGUUGCACAGCUAUAAACAAAGAGAGAUUUCAGAACAACAAUGCACACGUAUCUUUCUUUGGGAAAAGCAGUCACCGUUGUGGGCUUCUUCUAAUAGUUGCUAUGGGUGUUGGUUGCAUUCUGAGAGUGUCUUGGGUCUGCUUGUUGCUCUUUGGUGGCAGUCUUGCUGCAUCAAUGAAGGGGUACAACAAUCCCUAUACCGAUGCCAGCCGUGGACUUGGGGGUUUUCAAGAGGAGCAGCUUGUGUUUUCUCCAUCAGAAGUAUUGAGUUCCUAUGGCCAAGCAACAGGCUACGCAGACAGAAGCUACAGAGCCCCAAUAGCACUACAGAUAAACUGGGACUUGUUCAUGCCUCAUGAGCCAAUCACGUUCCCUUUAAACCCAACCUACAAGACUGUGAGAAGGUCUAAUGAUCUGCAUGGCGGAGUAUUCGUUGAGCCUUCUACCCAAUCUUCAAAGCCAGGGAGCUUUGGUUUUCCCAGUUCUGUACCCUCCUUCGACCCUGUCCCCCAUCAUCGGUUCACCGACUCUGAGGUUACGCCCAUCAAUUCGACACUUGAUGCUGACCCAGUAUCUAGCAUAGGAUACGGCCUGCCUCAGCACCUCAGCCUCCAGUUUGACAGAGCAGGUGACGACCAAGGCUAUUCCCCUAACUUUGAGGCCAAGCACCCUUCUUCUGAAAAUGCACAGCUUCCUUCCAAAGAGGUUGGCCCCUCCAACUACAACUCGGACAGUGCUGUCCAGCCAAGCAGUUGGCCGUCUCGACCCUUCGAGAGCAAAGAGGCGCCGGUAUUCUCCAGUGAUUCAGCUCACCGGGCCCAGGCUGCGCCGAUUGAAACCCCUGCCUUUCCCAGCUAUAGGAGCCAUUUUGUCUUGGACUCCACGCCAAGUAAAGGGGCUGCACAACCAGGCCGCUACCGUACGGUUACGCCACAGCUGCCCAGCACCCAUCAGCUUGCGAUGCCAAAGGAGGUGAGCAUGCCGUUCCCAUACACCUACAUUGUUCAAUCCAGAGGUCGCUACGGACGAGGAAGGAAUGUGAACCGCAAGACCAGAUACUACAAGAAGGGCCCUCCACCUGCCUCGUUUGGCCUAAAGAGACAAAGAAGAUGGAAACUCUGAUCCAACGAUCAUGUAUUAUCAUUGCCUGUUGAUGCACUAAAGCUAAUAUUAUAUUCAGCAUUAUUUUUAUGUAUUUUUAUGAUUUGGUUUCAUUAAACUAAAAUCAAAAUGACUUCAUGUUUUAUUCUUUGCUUGGUAUUUCUUUUUCAGAGGGAACUUACUGAACUGACUCCUGAGACUGUAUUUAUUGUGUUUUAAAAUGUUUGAAUGUCAAGCAAUUCAAUGUUGCAGAGUAAGAAGUGCAUACCUUGUGACAUGAACUGGUAAUUAUGGUUUGUAAGGUCAUUCAUGAAGUAGAUAAACACUACUGCACUUCUUGAUUUGUUAGGGUAAAAGUUGUCUGUUAAAUCUAGAGUGAAUAUCUUACUAACUACUUGGUGCAUGAGGCCUUUUGAAGUCAUUGUAAAUGCUGGCUUAUUCUUUCAAACUGUCAAUUGUUGACUAAAUAGUUGGUCAACUUAAUUUAUGCUUUAUAAACCACCUUAAUUUAUUUUUCUUGGUAAUGAAUAUGUAGGAAAAAUGCUUCAUGAAUGAUUCAUUCACUUAACUUUCAAAUGCUUAAGUUGUUUGUAUUGUGCUAGCCAAAAUGUUCUGAUUAAUUGACCACAGUGGGAUGAGGCGUCAUUAUCACCACAUUGCUGUGGUAAAUGUUUGGAUCUGGAUGAUUCAUCUGCUGUCUCGGGAUACUCCAUUUGCUUUAGCUGGGGAGGGUCAAUGGCGUUGACCAGUUUCAAUGGAGUAUCUACUGCAAGUCUUCCCAAUGUGUGGAAUGUCUGAACUACUUUUACAGAUAAGAAUUGACACCAAACUACGUUUAGGUUAUUUUACAUUAAUUGGUUAUACAUAUUGCUUAUUUCAUCAUCUCAU
Molecule: messenger RNA, 2008 nt
Organism: Gadus chalcogrammus (walleye pollock)
Lineage: Eukaryota; Metazoa; Chordata; Actinopteri; Gadiformes; Gadidae
Product: DNA-directed RNA polymerase II subunit rpb1-like
Exons: 3
Coding region: 122-1141 (339 amino acids)
Source: RefSeq, a predicted model, not a curated record